AUGGGGAAGGUGUUAACUCAUUUCUGUGACUGACUAUAUGGUUUCUGGAGAUGCAGGUGCCUACAGAGGAUGCCCUUUCACUGACUGGAUAGAAGAAGUUGGGUUUCAGGAUGCGGUCCCUGAGGAAGACGGUGUUGCUCGCCAUCCUGGUGUCUGUGGUGCUGGUACUUGCUCUCCUCCAUUCGUGGCCUACUCGGGCCUACACCACCGUGGAUGUUUGGCAGCGACCGGGGCCAAUUGAAGAGAGGCAUCUGGAGGAGAGGCUCCCAGAACCAGACCACCGAUUAGGAAACAUCCGCUUUCACGUGAGGGACAAUGUGGCAAGCCUGUUGGCACGAAACGGAUGUGUUUGUGAGGGUGAGAGUGGAGGAGUAAACAUGCCCUUCGCCCAACUCAUGUUCCCGCGGGUGUCAGCUCACCCGCUGCACACCGCCUUCGAGGCCUCUGAGCUGGAGGAAAUGAAGAGGAGACGGGCCAAAGAGUACAAUAGUUUCCAGAAGAGGACACAGUUGCCUGCAGAUCUUCUCAUCAUUGCAGAGGCUAACAAUCCCUUACAGUAUCCAACACAAGGGGUAGAGGUACGACCCCUGAGAACAAUCAUCAUCCCAGGCUUGGCCUUACGCAACGUUCCCAGAGACCACUACUUGAUAAACAUCACUGCCACGCUGGGAACGCUAAACGUGGCAGCAGAGGUGGAUGGGGUGAAAAUCAAAGGUGACGGCGAGAUGCGCAUGACUUUGUCAAGCAGCCUGCUGCCAAACCUGAACCGACAGCUGCAGUUCGUCACCUACACAAACACACUGUUCCACCCCAGCACAGCAGACACAGUGCAGUUUGAGACAGAGGGGUAUCAAGCCAGCUUCAGUAUCAAGAUCCGUCACGGUAUAACACCCAAACUGUACAAUACGGGAUCCAAAGGAGAGUACAAUAUCAGUGCUCUCAUUACCAUAGCUACGAAGACUUUCCUGCGGUAUGAUAAGCUUCAAGAUCUUAUAAACAGUGUGAGAAGAUACUAUCCUACCGUCACCAUUGUAAUAGCGGAUGACAGCGAAAAACCCCAAACCAUUUCUGGACCUUACAUUGAACAUUACAUCAUGCCUUUUGGAAAGGGUUGGUUUGCUGGACGAAACCUGGCCGUCUCUCAGGUGACCACAAAGUACGUGCUGUGGGUGGAUGAUGACUUCAUCUUCACAGCCAACACCAAGCUGGAGAAACUGGUGGACAUUUUAGAGAGAACCACCCUGGAUCUGGUGGGGGGUGCAGUGCGGGAAGCCACAGGUUACACUGCCACCUACAGACAGACCAUCUCCAUUGAGUCAGGGGAGGAGGAUGGUGACUGUUUACAUAUGAGGAGAGGAUUUCAUCACAUCAUCCAAGGCUUCCCCAACUGUGUUGUGACUGAUGGAGUCAUUAACUUCUUCCUGGCUCGCACCGACAAAGUCCAGCAGGUCGGCUUUGACCCGCGCCUCGCCAGGGUAGCUCACCUGGAGUUUUUCAUCGAUGGAUUGGGAUCUCUCCAUGUGGGCUCUUGUGAUGAUGUCAUUGUCAAUCAUGCAACAAAAAUUAGACUUCCCUGGGUCAGCCAAUCAGAGAGCGACAAGACUUAUGCCAAGUUUCGUUACCCGCCGGCCUCCUCUGACGCCACCCACACGAAAAACGGCCUCCUGUUCUUCAAGAACCGAUUUCAGUGUUUGACUCAUAAUUAGUUCCUCUCCUCUUUAUCCUGAGGGUUCCUCUGCUCUUCCUGAGUUGCCAAAUAAGUUCUCCUCCGCCACGUCCCUUCAGAUAAGCCUUCAGACACACACUUUGGUUUGCCUUUGAUUGAUGCGGAAAAAAAUCAGCGCAGUUUUAGCAUGUUUAUUCUGCCAGUGCUAAAAUGUUCUCCUACCAAGAAGCCAGAUAUUAAAGAGUAGAGAGAGUAGAGAAUCAUCUGUAGUAACAAACAUAUCAUCUUGUUUACACAGACCCAGUAAAAUCAUAGCAUCGUCGUGAUUUCUUCAAUACUUUUUUUUUGUUAAACCUUAUCUGGCUAUACAUCCUCGAGUUGUUCUCACACAGAUAGCGAGCUUUGUGUAAAACCCAACAAGUAGCAUCUUUCCAGUCUGAGACACAACAUUGUCAUUCUAGGCUAAUGUGAGCAGAGAUGUGUCCUCAAUAUGCACUAUCCCAAAAAAAGACGUCUGAGGGCCUGAGAAUGAGGACAAGAAGAUACUUCCCAGAAAGUGACAAUUCUGUAGACACAGAGCAUACCGUAGGUAUUCUAUUCACCAAUGCCACAUGAAGAACGCAUUCAGAACUUUUCCACCUGUGGUACCUGCGCUCUGUGGCUGGCUGGUUGUGCCAAAGGUUUGGCUGCUGGCUUUUGCGUGUUUUUUAAAAUCUCUUUGUGUUAUGGUUUGCCCCCCACCCCCUUUGCCCAUAAUCCCAUAUGUCCUUUGUGAGCGAUGAGUCGCGUCUAUGGAGGAGAAACAUUCUGUCCGAUCACAUCUGGUCUGGAGCAGCCUUGUUUUUUUGUCUACUGCUGUCUGUCACUCUCAACAAACAUCUAAGGAAGUGGAGAGCUUCAGUCCAGUGCACGCUGAUGAAUGACAAUGGAAGUGAUUUGCAUCUUUACAUGCUGCCUGAAACAAGAAGUUGAAUGUGCAGUGUGAAGUGCAUAUUUUUUUCCCCUCAUUAUAAGAUAAGAAAGGAGAAAAAAACAAGCACACUGAGAUGGAAUUAAAGAGAGUUUGGUGAUGAAUAAACAUCUUGAAACACAGAAUGAGUAGUCAGAGCAUGAGAGGAAAACUGAGAACGACAUUGGUGAGACAGUGAAGCACCAGGGCUUGAAGAUCCUGUUUUUAUACGGACUCUUUGGAGAGUUGUUUGUCGAAGACUGUGACACUUUUGCCUGAAGUGAUGAUGCUGUUGUUUUAUACCAUGGCCUUUAGAUGGUGCCCCUGUGACACUCUUUUGUUUUCUAAUAAAUUAAAUUCAGUUAAAAUGUAUUUAUUAGCCAAGAGGUGCCAGAGAUUUAUCAGCUGAUGUGUUUUUUUUUUUAUCUCAAGAAGAACGUUUUUAAACCAUGUUUCUGUCAGUUAUUUUGCGUUCUUUAUGUUCAUUAA
Cyclopterus lumpus (lumpfish) is the source of this 3104-nucleotide messenger RNA. RefSeq names its product beta-1,4-N-acetyl-galactosaminyl transferase 1b (gene b4galnt1b). The record is from RefSeq and is a predicted model, not a curated record. The transcript has 11 exons. Gene Ontology annotation, biological process: ganglioside biosynthetic process. Bases 111 to 1706 code for a protein of 531 amino acids. NCBI's taxonomy places the organism in Eukaryota, Metazoa, Chordata, Actinopteri, Perciformes, Cyclopteridae. Gene Ontology annotation, cellular component: Golgi membrane. Gene Ontology annotation, molecular function: hexosyltransferase activity.